This is a messenger RNA of Nipponia nippon (crested ibis), 1894 nucleotides long. NCBI's taxonomy places the organism in Eukaryota, Metazoa, Chordata, Aves, Pelecaniformes, Threskiornithidae. The record is from RefSeq and is a predicted model, not a curated record.
AUGCCCACGGAUGAGCUCCAGCUCAGUACUGGUAACACGGGCCUCGCCUGCCGGGUGGAGAUCUUCGCCUGCGGCCAUCGGCGCCGGCGCGGCCUCCCUGAAUUACUGGGAGGCUCAAAGCUGCUUCGUGAGUCGCUGGGGGCUGGGGUCGCGCUGCCCAGCGGAGACCCGGGAGAGGCCUCCGCUCCCCUGCUCCGGACGGGCAGGAGGAGAGGCUCGUCCGGGGCGCGAGGGGCUGCGCUGCUCGUCAACGCCUGCGUAGACGUGGUUCUGUCUGGUGUGAAGUUGUUAGAGGCGCUCGGUCUUGAACCUGGGGAUGGAAAAAAUCAUGCAGUCUUGAACUCCAGACAGGACCUGAAAGAAGCAUUCGCUUACUUCAUGGAAAAAGGGGCAGCUGCCGAGCGCUUCUUCAGCGACGCCGAGUCUUUCCAUCACAUUGCACAAACAGCCUCUGAGUACCCUGGUGCACAGCUUUACGUAGGAGGAAAUGCUGCUCUCAUUGGUCAGAAGCUUGCAACAAAUCCAGACCUGAAGAUCCUCCUUUGUGGCCCAGUUGGUCCUAAACUCCAUGAACUACUUGAUGACAAUGUGGUUGUGCCAGCUGAAUCCAUGCAGGAAAGAGAUGAAUUCCAUCUUAUCUUGGAGUAUCAAGCAGGUGAAGAGUGGGGACAAGUGAGAGCACCCAAUGCCAACCGCUUCAUCUUCUCCCAUGACCUAUCAAAUGGCGCCUUAAAUAUGCUGGAAGUGUUUGUGUCCAGCUUGGAUGAAUUUCAGCCAGACCUCGUGGUCCUUUCAGGACUUCACAUGAUGGAAGGCCAGAGCAAGGAGAUGCGGCAGAGACGACUUAUGGAGGCCGUGGCCUCCAUCUCUGAUAUCCCUACUGACAUUCCCAUACACUUGGAGUUGGCCAGUAUGACUGAUCAGGAUUUCAUGAGCAACAUUAUGCAUCAGGUCUUUCCCCUGGUGAACUCCAUUGGGCUGAACGAGCAGGAGCUGCUGUUCCUCACGCAGUCUGCCUCUGGUCCGCACGCCUCCCUUGCUUCCUGGAGCGGAGUUCCCGAUGUGGGUGUAGUCAGCGACAUCCUCUUCUGGAUCCUGAAGGAGCAUGGGAAGACAGCGGACCAGGCCUCUGAUCUCACGCGCAUCCACUUCCACACCCUGGCCUAUCAUAUCCUUGUCACAGUGGAUGGCUACUGGGGCAACCAGGUUGCUGCUGUGGCUGCCGGAGCUAGAGCAGCAGGAACUCAGGCCUGUGCGACUGAAACCAUUGAUACCAGCAAAGUCUUUCUUAAAGCUCCUUUGGAGUUUGUGACCUCCCAGGUAGAGGCACAUUCCAAAAUCUCUUUAAAUCCAGAUGAGCCAGUAGUGCAUUGGCACAGAGAAGGCAUCUCAUUCCAUUUCACUCCCGUUUUGGUGUGUAAAGAUCCUGUCCGGACCGUGGGACUUGGGGAUGCGAUUUCAGCUGAAGGACUGCUAUACUCAGAAGCAUAUCCUCAAUAGAAGACUAAGACCCUCCUUUUUCUCCAAUACUGUACAGUGUCUGAGGAACCACGGUGUUUCUGUUAUUAUUUCAGCCAGUGAUGGUAUAGGAACAGAAUCAGGGUGUGGUGUGUUUUCUGGAUAUAACUGAAAAAGAGCCAAAGAAUAAUUCCAGGUAUAAACAGUCAGAUACAUUCCAGUCACUUGGCAGUGACUCGAACACUUCACAUUUAGGUGCAGAUGUUUUAGUAUUUAAUGUGAAAAUUGGCUUUGCUUUGUCUUAAGCAUGUGGGGAGGGAGACGAAUAUCAAAAUCCCUGUUUGGCCUAGGUUUGCUGUUUGUAACUCUGAAUGGGUCUUGUCUGUUAGUGCUGGAAGGUACGGCAGUCAGGAGAAUUUUCUGCGUGUGGAUCCCA